AUGUCGGAACCUGUGACGUCAAUCCGGGAUCCCAUCUUCUUUCGAUGGCACAAGCAUAUCGACGACUUGUUUGAAACGUAUAAAGUCUCCCAGAGGCCCUAUUCGAGGUUCGAGCUGUCCCUCUCUGGCGUGCAACUCGUCAACGCUGUCCUGAUGGAUUCGCCUUCAGAACCCAACGUCCUGCACACCUUCUUCAGAACCUCCGUGUACGAUGCGCGUUUCGGCAUAGACUUCAAGAAAGAAGAGAGUGAUGCUGACUACACGCCUGUGGUUGUGAGAAUAAGGCACCUGGACCAUCGACCUUUCUCGUAUUUGCUUCAGAUCAACAACCGACUACCAACGAGGAAAACAGUUGUGGUGCGCAUCUUCAUGGCUCCCAAAGAGGACAAGUGGGGUCAACCUAUGACCUUUUCCCAGCAGCGUCGCCAUUGGGGAGAGAUGGAUGUGUUUAGCGUCGACCUUGUCCCCGGUGAUAACUCGGUCACAAGAUUGUCACGGCAGAGCAGUAUCUUGGGUCGAGAAAGGUUUGCCAGGAGAGGUCAGCCGGGAAGUGUCUACUUCGACUACUUUGGCUGUGGUUGGCCUCCUCACCUGCUGUUACCAAGAGGAACGAAGUCUGGUAUGAAAUUCCAGGUCUUCAUAAUGCUUACGGACGCCAACCGUGACCUGAUCAGCACCAGCCGUGUCCCCAGGAACUCCUUCUGCGUGCCGCCUCAUGAGAACUUCCAAGACAGAAGACCGAUGGGCUUUCCCUUAGACCGUACAAUGAGAAUGGGCGAUUCCUUACCCAUCGAGGAAAUGUUCGAGGGCUACCCUAAUAUGCUUAAAUCGGUAUAG
Molecule: messenger RNA, 837 nt
Organism: Penaeus indicus
Lineage: Eukaryota; Metazoa; Arthropoda; Malacostraca; Decapoda; Penaeidae
Product: phenoloxidase subunit 1-like
Exons: 7
Coding region: 1-837 (278 amino acids)
Molecular function (GO): oxidoreductase activity
Source: RefSeq, a predicted model, not a curated record